Molecule: messenger RNA, 2805 nt
Organism: Ricinus communis (castor bean)
Lineage: Eukaryota; Viridiplantae; Streptophyta; Magnoliopsida; Malpighiales; Euphorbiaceae
Exons: 7
Coding region: 144-2534 (796 amino acids)
Source: RefSeq, a predicted model, not a curated record
AAACCCUCCACUAUCCCUGCAACGUUCCCGCCACCAUUUCUCCCGCCAAAAUCUUUCUCACUCCAAAAUCCCCAUUUCUUGCCUUUCUACUCUUUCUUCCUCUCUCUAAACGCGCACACGGAAAGGGGAACAAGAAAAUAUCAAUGGAAGAAACUCUGCAAAUCAUCUCCAAGAAACGAAGGAGGUCAUCUUCAUCUUCUUCAAGCCAUCCUUUGAUGGGUAUCUUCACCCGCAGCAAAUCCAAGAUCUAUCUUCAUUGCAAUCGCUCUGGCCGAGCACGCUCCGAUUCAUCUCGCAUCAAUAAACAGAACCCAGUUGGUCUCCAAUCGAAGGAAAAGAAGCCCAGACAGAAAGAUUCUAGUGACAUAGGCGAGUGGUCUUGUGUUGUUAUCAAAGAUCUUCGCGCCAGACGGGUUUUCUCUCUUGCGGAUAAUGAUUGCAGGUUAUGUGAUGAUGAAGAAGAGAGAAAGGAGUCUGAGAAAAGGAGUGGGGAGUUUUCUAGUUUUGAUUCCAUUGAUAAAGAAGAUACAGGUGGGAAAUGUUCUGAUGGCAGAAAAGUGGAAGAAAACCGGGAUAUCAUGGAACCAGUUGUGGAGUAUAGUAUUGCUACUUCAUGCGAGACUGAAGGGGAUGUGAGAAAUGAUGUGUUGAUUGAUGAGCAAUGUUUACAGGCAACACCACCAGAUUCUGAGAUGCUUCUUCAUAUGGGUACCAUGGAAUGUGUAUCUGCCAACCUAUCAACUGAAAACCUUGGCAAGAGUGAGGCUCUUCAAGACCAGAAAAUUGCAAACAGUACAGCACCUAAGUCUGUUCCUAAUCCGUGGUCGAGGGUUAGAGUGUUCAAAGCUCCAGGCUCACUCAGCUAUAGAAAAUUGCUUCCAUAUCUCAUGGAUAUGAUCCAUGAAUAUGAUAAUUCUUGUUCUCCCAAAAAGGGCAAAUUCCCAAACAUUACGAGCCAACAAGAAGUAUCAGUAGAUAAACAGGUUCUUGCAGAUGGUAGUGGUACUGAUUCAUCAAUGCUAUUUGGUUCACAAAAGGAUAAUUCUAAGAGGGUUGAUUCCACUACCUUAUUCAAUGAUCAAUGUCGUUCAAAAGAUAAUGCAAAUGUAAAAAUUGGGAUGAGAGUUGCUUGUAAAGAUAAGGAUUUCGAAAGCUCAACCCCGGAGUGUUAUUCAGUGGUUGAUAGUUCUCAGGUCAAUGGAUAUUCUAAUAAUACAAAACCACUGGAUUAUGGAGAGAGCAAAGGAGGUGUUAGUCACCUUCCUUGCAUUGUUGAAGAUGCAAAUGAAGAGUCUAUUCAGAUGACGACACCACCAGAUGCUGACAUUUCUGGUAAAGCUGUGGUAUAUCAGAAUAUAGAUGACAGAAUCAAACUCGUCUCACCAAAUGCUGAUCAAGUUCUUAGGAAGCCACUGAAUGCAAGUGACAAAAGAACCGACUCCAGCUAUAAAAUGAAAUGGGGUUUGAAUCCAUGCUCACAACUCAAGCUGUUUAAGACAAGAAGCUCCUUCAACUAUAGAAGAAUGCUUCCUUAUCUGAUGGAUAUUGCUAAAGAUAAUUCUGGUGAUUCCAGAAAUGGGAACUGCCCAAAACUUGAGAAGAGUUCACAAGAAAAUUUAGUCCCACCAGCAUCGGUGUUUGAUCAUAGUGACAGCCCAGUAGAGAAAUUACAUGACACAAGUUGUCAUAUGGAGUAUGACACUGAUCCAUGUAGUCUGCAAAUGUCUUCAUUGCCAGAUAACAAUCAUCCAUCUAAUAGCAAUCAACUUAAUUUAAUUCCUUCUGAUGACAACACUGAUAUUCCAGAAUCUGUUGGUUUACUAGAAAAACAAGAAUCACAAGUCAUUGUGGAUACGUCAGAUAAUAAAGAUGGACAUUCAGAUAGUGACCCUGGCACUGUAAAUUUGGUUAAUGGAAGUUCAGUCGCCAUGGCUACAUGUUCUUCUCUUGUUAAUCCUCCAUCUGUCUCUGGAAAAUUCUUCGACUCAGUUUCACAAGAAUUACCUGCCAAGAAUGAUAAGUGUAGAACAUCAGUAGGACUAUUUACUAAUGCUGCAGAGCCGGUUGAAGGAGGCAACUUUUCUGAAAACUCAUCCAAGCUUGAAGCAUCUGAUCCUUGGCGAAAUUCUGCCAAUGGUUCGGCAAAGAGUAUUCUUAAAAGACAUCCAAGAGGAUGCAGAGGACUUUGUACUUGUUUAGACUGUGCUUCCUUCCGCCUCCAUGCAGAGAGGGCAUUUGAGUUCUCCAAAAACCAGAUGCAGGAUGCUGAAGAAGUUGCCCUGGAUUUGAUCAAGGAACUGUCUCACGUACGCAAUAUGCUUGAGAAUGCUGCAUCUGAUUCCAAUGAUCAUCUUGUUAUAUGCAACAAUGGGGUGAAAGAGGCUUGCAGGAAAUUAUCUGAAGCAGAAGAACUAGCAAAAAGUCGCCUCAUCCAAAUGAAUUAUGAUCUUAACAUUCAUUGCAGAAUCUCAGUUGGAGAGCGACCAAGAGUGAGAUUUGCCAACAAUGUCGAAAAAAGAAUAUUUCAUGGGUGAAUUCCAAGGACAAUUCUGAAGUAUAAGAAUGCAUAGGGAGAAAAUCACUAGACUAGACCCUUUAUGUGAUCAUAACUAGUUACUUCAUGAUUGUGCUUGUGUCUCAGGGAUAAAAUCCAACAUCCACAAUGAAUCAUGCAUGUGUCCUUAUCAGAAUGGUCUCAGUGUAAAUGCAAAGAUGUUACUGGAGUUGCAUCGUAGAACAUGAGCUUGUAAGCAUAUUUUUAUUUAUGGAAACACAAUAAAACAGUGAAUCUGUGUUUUAGAUUUA